Molecule: messenger RNA, 3911 nt
Organism: Syngnathus typhle (broad-nosed pipefish)
Lineage: Eukaryota; Metazoa; Chordata; Actinopteri; Syngnathiformes; Syngnathidae
Gene: znf385a
Product: zinc finger protein 385A
Exons: 8
Coding region: 322-1599 (425 amino acids)
Cellular component (GO): nucleus
Molecular function (GO): nucleic acid binding; zinc ion binding
Source: RefSeq, a predicted model, not a curated record
GUCCUCAAGCUUACCUGAGCCACAGCUGCAGGAACACUGCCCCCCCCCACCACCCUCAUCUAAACACACACACGUGAGCUUGCUCUCUCUCUCUCCCUCGCUCUCUCUCUCUUUCUCACAUCCACACCUAGCUUUUCACCUGGCGAGUGCGGGCAUAGCGGACGGCAUGCGCAGCAGCGGUGGCGGCAGCAGCAGCAGCAGCUCUCUCUGCUCCCGUCAGGCUCUCUGACUUGCCUCCUACUCUGAGGAAGGACUUUGGAGCUAUCCGUCCCCAGAAGCUUUGCGACGGGGCCGUCGGCUGACCCGCAGCCAGCACGCAGCAUGAUUUUGGGAAGUAUAAAUCGUGCCGGGGCAGCGGUGCCAGCAUUCUUGCGGACCCCAACAAUGAUCCAGUCCCACUUGGACAUGAAGCCCUUCCUGCAGUUCUCCAUGGAGACAACACCUCCUCCUCCCCCUCCUCCUCCACCUCCUCCACACGGCUUGAGCCUCUUCCACAACUUCAGCACGAUGGACCCGGUCCAGAAGGCGGUGAUCAACCACACCUUUGGAGUUCCACUGGUCAAGACCAAGCGGCCGGUCAUCUCCUGUAACGUCUGCCAGAUCCGUUUCAACUCGGAGAACCAAGCGGAAGCUCACUACAAAGGAAACCGACACGCCAGGAGAGUCAAAGGCAUCGAGACGUCAAAGAGUCGCUGUCAAGAUGGCGACAAACCUCAGACUGUGACCCCCACCGCCUCGCCAUCUCCUCCGGGCGCUGCCUCAGAUAGCGAGACCGGCAAACAAGACGAAACGCAGCCUCUGUCAAACGGGCUUGCCCCAGGAGCUCUCCCACCUCAGAGCGCCUCACCCGCCUCACCCUUAGAGCCACCCAGUGUACUUCCCAACCUACCCACUCCCGUCCCUCCCCCGAGCUCCACGUCUUCCACCGGCGCCAACUCCGAGUCGCCCCCGGUUCCAGCAAGCGGCCCGCCCGGCCCGGAGACGGAGGAGGACAAGGCAAAGAAGCUGCUGUACUGCUCCUUGUGCAAGGUGGCUGUCAAUUCCUUGUCCCAGCUGGAAGCUCACAAUAAAGGUACCAAACACAAAACUAUUUUGGAGGCUCGGAGCGGGCUGGGGCCAAUCAAGGCAUAUCCACGCCUGGGUCCCAAGCCCAGUGGGGAGCAGGGAGGCGGCCCGGUUGACCCCAACACUCAGGAAAGAACCUUCCACUGUGAGAUCUGCAAUGUGCGGGUCAAUUCUGAACUGCAGCUUAAACAGCACAUAUCAAGUCGGAGGCACCGGGACGGCAUGGCGGGCAAGCCCAACCCCCUCCUCGGCCGGCACAAGAAGCACAGGGGAGUUGAUCUGACGUCUUCUCUGACGUUCUCCAAGAGCCUGAGCAAAGCGUUAGGGGCCGGCCUGCUCCCCAGUCCCUUGGCCGUGGCGGCAGCUAUGGCGGCGGCCGCUUCGACAAACCCGCUGGCGCUCCGCGCGGCGGCCCCGGCGCCGCACCCGCAUCACCACCUUCUGCAAGGACCGCCCCUCAGCCACGCCAUCUUAAGACCCGCGCCGGGACCCAUCCGCACCACCCACGGACCCAUCCUCUUCUCCCCUUACUGACUCGGGCCUGAUCGGGAUCAGCCACUCCAAAAGCACACUGUGAAGACGCAGACAGCAACUGAUCCAAACUUUGAACUGAGAAAAAGUCUCUCAUAUUUCCCUUUACCUGAAAUUCUUCCUCCAUUUCUGAGACUUCUGCGAGACCUUCAGAUGGAAUGGUCAGAGAUGAUUAUUCAUAAGGGGUUGAAGUUCCUGGCACAUCCUGACCGACUCUCCUGGCAGUCCCAAAUAGCUCCAAAAAAGAAACGCAUAUCAGAACCACGUGUCACUGCACCGUGUUGUUUCUUUCCUGUCAUCAUGACAAAAUGUGCUCUUCUCAUCCUAUGCACUUCCCCAAAAAAACAUUUGCUUUUUGGUAGAUUUGCUGUGAUAGUCCCCUUUUUUUUUUUGCGCCGGGGUGUUUGCUAGUAAUAAUACACACGCAAGUCGUAAAAACAACAAGAGAUAAUGUCGCUCACAGAGAAGCUCGAGUGAGAAAAGUCUUAGCGCAGGUUGUCGGAUUGGACGAAUCUGCAUUUCCAAAAUAGAUGGUAUCAACAAAAACAUUUCCACAAAAACCAGAGCAGGCUGGGACGUAGAAAUCUCCAAAUUGGAACAUAAUCCGACCACUUCAAAAUUGUUCACUUUUAAAUAAACAACAUAGCAUUCACGAUUUACAAAAAGUUGGGAUUCUGGAGGGCAUUUUUGUUUCAUCCUGCAAUUUCACCUAAUUCUUUCUUUAUAAAAACAUUCCACACAAGUAAAGAAGGUUGCCUGACAGUGACGAGUUAGAGCCAACAACCGGUGGGCCGAAAGGUUACACUGCCACCUACUGGCGCUUGCUUUGUACUGCAGGAAUUAUCGGGCCAGCUAGUCGCAUAUUAGCAUCUGCUUGGGAAAGUCAAAGUAUGCACUGAAAUGGCAACUGCUGUAUUUCCAUGUUCUCUUGGAAAGACCUUCGUCUCAUCAAGCCGUGGGUGCUGAGGUUGCAACACCAACUUGUUACAUUUGGGUUUGGCAAAGUCUGGCUUUUUCCCCCCCCAAGCCUGCUCCUUCAUCUUCCACCUCACCAAGCCUUCCUUUCAUGGAGCAAACACAUGAAAAUCCCAAACCUGAGUGAAAGAAGGAGCGAUCGGAUAGAAGCCAGAUACAUGACUUGAGCAAUGAUCGACAAUUGGACCAGAACCGCAGUGAAGUCAAGUUAAACACUUUUCUUCCAAAAAGCCAUGAAAUGCACCGUGAUUUGUUUUCCUCUGCAUGGUGAGCGCUUAGUUGAGUUCACACAGUUCACUUUGACUUCAGAGCACCAAAAACAAAGAGAAGAAUGAUGACAUUUUGGAAAGAGGGAGGGGAGCAGCGAUUGCCGCAACUGAGCUCCGGACUUGUUCACUGUGCCGCCUUUCUUUGAGAAGCAAUGAAUUCUAAUGUUUUAGUCUUUUUGUCUGAAUAAUGCAAAGCCACGAGCAUUUUGUUGUUGUUGUUGUUUAGCUUUGUGACAUGUCAUUCAGAGUCGUACAUGUCAACCAGGAGCACGCCGAUAGAUUUUUUUUCUUCCAUGAGGGUUGUGAACCUUCCCCGGGCUUCCUAAACUGGACUACAAAGAUGGAAUUGGGUUCAUAUUAAAGAACUUUUUUUUUUUUUUGCUUAGCUAAUGUCUGCUUUGGGAACAGGGUAUAACGCCAGAAGCUAUGACAAAAAGCUAUGGACUCACAAAACUGGCAGAAUGGCUUUCUAGUUAGUUGUGCUGUUUUAAAACGGGAAGAUGAUCCACCUCGUCGUCAGUGUCUGAGUUUUCUUCCAGGGGUACGUGCUCUCCUUCUGUUCCUGUGUGAGUUGAGACCUUCUCGCUCUCUUCCGGAGUUCAAAAGGUCAUAUUUGGAAGACGCGCCGUCGUCACGCGAUCCAGUGCUCCACAAACGAAGCAAUCGUCACGGUUCAUGUUUGAUAUUCACAAAAUGCUCCAAAGUACGUUGGAUUCUUAUUUGGAGAGCAGAUGUUAGCUGUUUUUGGGCUACUAGCCUUAGCCUUAUGCUGCCCUCCAUCUCUCCUGCACGGGGAGAGGCAGAGAAAAAGACACAGAGAGGCCAUGCUGUAACUUUGUCUUGCCAAUAAAGUUAUUUUUGAAUUUCACUGUCUGAUGGACAAAGACUUUCUUUGUAUGAACUGUAGCAAUACCUGAUUCCUUCCGGCUACUCUUGUUUAUUGCAAUAAGAUGAACUUGAAUCAUAUACGUGUAUGUGAGUCAGUCAUUAUCCAUGUAAUUUAAAAAAAAGAUGGAAAAUAAUGUCGCUAUAAAAAGAAAAGCAAAUGUCAAUAAAUCAUUACGCAAACAA